This is a messenger RNA of Mizuhopecten yessoensis (Yesso scallop), 5671 nucleotides long. RefSeq names its product transient receptor potential cation channel subfamily V member 6-like. Gene Ontology annotation, biological process: calcium ion import across plasma membrane. Gene Ontology annotation, cellular component: membrane. Gene Ontology annotation, molecular function: protein binding; calcium channel activity. The record is from RefSeq and is a predicted model, not a curated record. The transcript has 28 exons. NCBI's taxonomy places the organism in Eukaryota, Metazoa, Mollusca, Bivalvia, Pectinida, Pectinidae. Bases 91 to 2961 code for a protein of 956 amino acids.
ACCUAACAUCAUGGCUGCCAUCAAUCUGUGAUGAGUUUGACAAUAAUGCUCAUAUCCGGAUUUUAAUCCAAACAAAGGCGAUAAAAAAAUAUGGAUAAAGAGUCCAAAAAGCGGGGGAGGCGAUCUCAAGUUGGUCCAACAGAGGGAGGAAAUACAUCUUUUGAACUGGAUUUAGCUUCAGACAAAACUCCACAACAUCAUACUAACAGUGUGGACCCCCCUGUAACAUUUAAAGUACUAGACACCUUCAGAGACCAUGUCAAAGAAACCAGUAAAAAGAGAAAUGCUAUCACAGCUAUCGUGGAUGCUAGGAGGAGUCUGUCCAAAUGGCGAUCUUAUGUAACAUCUAAACGAGUCAGGGAGCGCAAGAAAACAGGACCUACGUUUGGUGUUACUGCUAGCUCUAGUACUACUGGAAUCAGUACUCCAGAAGACGUACCAGUCAGUGCAGGGGAUGAGGAAAAUGAGGAUCGCAAAACAGGAGGGAUCGGAUUGGACGAUAUCGAGGAACAACAGAGGGAUAACACCAAACGAAUGUCGACCGCCAGCAAUCGAUCACUCAUAGAUUACUUUGCUAAACUGGGAAGAUCGACAAAUCCAACAGAAGUGAUCGAUCUUGAUUUCGUGGAAACAUUGCUGAAAAGUGGUGCUAAGAUAAAUUGUACAGACAAGCAUGGCCAAUCACUUCUACAUGAGGUGGCCCGAACAUGGCACGUAGAUGUGGCCAAGUUUCUCAUAGAGCAGAAAGCUGAUGUGAACCUGGCCGACAAGUAUGGCCGCACCCCACUUCACGUGGCUGCUGCAGUCGACUACCCAGCAAUGGUCAACUUGCUUAUAGAAAACGAUGCUGAUAUCGGUGCCAGAACAAAGGUGGAGAAUCAGACCCCCAUCCAUUUUGCAGCUAAAAAUGAUGCAUGUGAGUCUCUUAAGGCCCUGAUCAACAAGAAUUGUAAUUUUGACAGCGACUUGGACUACAAAGGGAGGACGCCCCUCCAUCUUGCUGCAGAGCUCGACCGGAGUGAGAGUGCCCGUCUGCUACUUGACAAGAAGGCCAAGGUAGGAAAUUCUGACCUGAAGGGAAACAAGAUUCUGUCCUGGAUGAUCAACAAGAUGCCUCCUGUGGCGUAUGACGCUUUGUCCCAGUAUCACUCUACAGACCGUCCCAACAGGAAGCAGUAUCUCUACCUCCACCUACUGGUUCAGGACAGGGAAAUUGAUCCGAAGGGUGAUACUCAGAUCCCACUGCAAGUUGCAGUCAACUACAAGCAGUACGAUUUAUUGAUGCAUCUAGUCUUCUCAAGACUCAUUAAUGAAAUGUGGUGCAAGUUUGCAAGGUGGAGAGCGUAUGUCCAGUUUUUCCUGAACUUUGUGUACAUUUUACUGUGGUCAGUAUUGGGGGUUAUGGUGGAGUACAACGAACGUCAUAUCUACAAACUGCCGGAACAUUGGUGGAGGAUAGUGCUUCUGGCUGCAGCCAUUGCUUUCACCAUCUACCAGGUUGUAGAGGAAAUAAACGAGUACAGACAAUCUGUUCGGAGACACAAGGCAUGGGAAAACAGAAGGACGAAAGAUAUAGAGCAAGAUUUGCAGUUCUGUCAUCCACGCUGGCCUGAGGAGGAACUCUUUCUGAACUCUGAACUCAAAGAUUUGGAUAAAACAUCUCCAAAAUAUUUCAAAGAUUACUGGAAUGUAUUUGACUGGGUAUGCUACGGUUUCCUGUUUGUUGUGAUUAUCACCCACUUUGUAGAUAUAAUGCAGCACUCUGAAGACCUGGCGCGAUUCCACAUCAGUGUGAUGGCCAUCACCAUCAUCUUGUUGUGGGUCAGACUUGCCAAAUCUGCUCGUCCUUUCUCUCUUAUAGGACCUUUCAUUGUGAUCCUGGGACACAUGCUUAAUGAUCUGUUGAGAUUUGCCUUCCUAUAUCUCGAGUUCUUCCUGCCAUAUGUUUGUGCCUUUUGGAUGAUAUUUGGCGGUACACGUGUGGCAUACGCAGAUCGAUACAUUCCCAAUGCCAACGCCACCAUAACUGUACCUGGCUUCGAAGAUUUUAAUGCUGUUCUGUUUACUAUGUUCCGUCUUACCCUGGUGGACGAAUACCAAUAUGAUGAUUUGAAGUUAAUUGAUCCCAUCAUGACUGAUAUUCUGGUCGGAACAUGGCUGGGCUUGUCUGCUAUUAUCUGUCUCAACCUGUUCAUUGCUCUCCUGUCCGAUACCUUCCAGAGGGUGUAUGACAAUGCUCAAGCCAAUGCCAUCAUGCAGAAGGCAAUAACAUGCCUGAACUUCUGGGACGGAAUGUCGACUAAAAACAGAAACAAAUUCUUGGACUAUAUCGCAAAGGAGUGUUCUCCACUCCAGGAGUAUUAUGAUGAUGACAUGACAGAGGAGGGUGAGGAAGACAUGAAAAAGGUCACCAUACAAAUCAAGGAGGACUUCGAUGAAUUUAGGGAAAUGUUUGUUCAGAAAUUCUACUCUGGCAGCUCUGAUAAAAACAGUGAGGGUAUAGAGGACAACGAGGGUCUGGUGACCACUAAAACCCUACAGAGAGAAGUGAAGACUCUACAGAUUAGUAUGCUUGAACUGAAGGAUUCACAGAGGAAAAUGCAACAGAAGGUCACGCAUGACAUGAACACUAUCAAGAACUUACUCCUCCAGAUGUCAGGAUGGGGAGGAGGUAAUCUGGAAGGAAUGGAAGGAUUCACGGAGGUUGAGGAAGAGGAUCAUCCUCCUUCAAUAUUGACAGACAGCAGAACACGUAGAGAAAAGUCAUCCGACAGGAAGAAGAAAAAGAAAAAGCACCGCUCACCCUCUGAUCACAGCCUUCUGGAGACAGAGGCUCCAAUUCCUCCCGUGUCAGGUGAACCACAUGUAGACGUCUGUUAUCCUGAUUUCUCAGCGGGUAUCAUUCCUCAGGUUACAGCUACCAGCAGGACAGGUUCACAGGAUCCAGCCUCAGAAUGUUGACAAAACAAAUCAGACCACACUGAUUAUGGAUGACUGAUCUGUUGCUUCCACAAACUAUACUCAAAAAAUGGAUGGUAACGAGGUCAGAUGUCUACUCGGCACAGAAGUACUAGUAUAGACCCUCCUUUAGUUAGAUAUGUGUCUGGUGUUUAUUGACGGGCAACAAUACAAGAUAGACAUGUAUUUAGAGAUUUAACAUCAACGCAUCAGAGAUUGAAGCUGGCAGGACCCCACAUAUUGGCCUGAAGUAAACAUAUUUCGUAGACAACUCUGUUGAUAUUACUUUUAUUAACAUGCAGCAAUUUUCUAGGAGUUGUUACUUUGUGAUUGUGUAUAGACUCUAAAAUAUCGAAUGAUAAAUGUUUGUGUCAUAAAUCAAAUCUAAAUGUUUUAUAUCAAUUGUCAAUCUUGAUAUAUGUGAACUUAGAAAGUUAUGAUUAUUUUCGUAAGUUUUAAUAUUCAUAGCAGUCUGGUAUACAAGAACUCGAAACCACCAACACAAAUAUAUGACAUCAAAUUAGAUAUACCGAAUAACAACUCAAAAGACCUUCCAAUAUAUAAGCAUAACCCAUUGACAUCCCACAAGGUACUUUAAAGAAGUUCCUUGACAAAAACUUUUAUAACAAGGGGAGAUAACCAUUGGAUUUUCUUAAUUUUGCAUGAUGAUAGUGCUAGCAAAUGAGGAGAUCUAGAGAGUAUAACAAUUUGCUGUCAUAACACUGUUUUGAAACGACUUUUGUAGCAAUACAUUAAAAAUUUCUUAUUAUUAUGAGAAAUUACAACUUAUAUAUAAUGUUUCUUUCGGAAAACUUCUAUUGUAUUUGUUAAAACUGUCUUGGAAGAAAAGAUCUUAUCUAUUACUGCUGAACAAAUUAAAAACAAGUCAUAGAUACAUUUAAAAUGUUGUCAUGACUAGUCAGGAUCUGCCUGCUUGCAGUCUGGACUGUAGUUUAUCUGUAGAUGGCCAGAAAUAUGUGUCUGAACCUUUUAUUUUUAACCAAAGUGUUUUUGUUUAUGAGUUUUAUCAUUAAUCUAAGGGAAUUUGCCGCACUUUAUCAAUUUCAGGUGCGAUAUAUCUGAUAUUUCACUUAGAGGUGUUUAGUUCCUUUAGUUUUAUACUUGUAUGACUACGUUGACUAUCCAGAUUCUACUUUUGGUGUUCAUAGUACCGAUAACACGAUAAUGAUAUCUAACCAGGUGCUAGCUUUUCUGCUGUCUCUCAUUUUCAAGUAUUUUUCUGAUUAUUUAUUGUGCUUGAAUUAUUUCUCAUUUUCGUCAUAACAAUAUUUUUAGGUUGAAACUUUUUGAGUAUGCCUUUUUUCUGAUUUUUUAUUUAGCAAAUCCUAGAACUAAUUUGACAAUACAUUUUCAUGUACUCAGCACUACAAGAACAUGUUAUUGCAAUAUACAGAUAAGAUUGAUCAUCACAAAUGUCUUUCUUUGAAUACAAAUGAGUAACUAUUUUCUAAGGAAUUCGCUGAUAGGUAAUGCCUCAUUGUACCAUACACAAUUGUGACAUCCUAGUUUGUAAAUGGCAUAUGUUAUUGCUAUUGAAAUCACAACAUGAAAUGAUACAAAACUGAUUUGAUAAAGUAACUUGUGGCAUUUCCAUGUAGUCUGAAAGUCAUCCUCAGAUACCCACAGUUUUGUUUUAGUAUUUAAAGUAAUUAAGCUGUGAAUUGUUAUGUAUUUUUUUUCAAUUCACAAAAUUAAAUUACUCACAAAAAAUUAUCAACUAUAAAGUAAACCUGUUUUACAGAUGGGUUUGACAAGCAUGGAACUGCCAUCAAUGAGCAUCAUUAUGUUUGACUUGUAGCUGAAUCAUGAUGAUGAAUUAAAGCUGGGUUUUAUAACAAGAAUGAAAUUGGCAUUAAAAAGUUCAAUAUGUUUACAUCUUAUAAUAAGCCUUUUCUCAGUCAUCCACUGCCAUAUAUAUCUAACUUGUAAGUUUUACCAUUCUUUUUUAGAAUACUAGUUUAAAUGUCUAUAAGAAAUAUUUACCUCUAUAUUUAGUCAUUGGUUGGCUUCUAUUUAUACUGUAAUUUUUUAUAUACAAAAGUCUAGAUUUUCUUACAAAAUGUGAUGCUUAAUGGUUGUGCCUUAUGAUUAUUUUCUUGUUUUAAAUUGAACAAAUCAUCCAGAUCAUAAAAAACAUAUGAUAUAUAUUCCCAUUGGUAGGAAACCAUUUUUAUCAUUAACAAAUUCAUAUUUCAUUAAUUAAAAAAAAAAACACUGUGAAUUUAAAUGUACAUGUAUUUUGAUUUCCACCCUUUAUCUAUUGUGUUCUAGUGGAUAGAGGGAUCCGAGUUUUGGUACCACAAACAAUUGGUCUUCCCUGUUUUUAGUGUAGCUCAAUUUUCACUUGAUGACUUUCUAUUGUGUUAAGGUGUUUUUGAAGGCCAUUGAAAACAGAAAGUGACUUCCUGAGGAUCCUAUAUACAGCCAUCUGAUUUAGAUAUUUAUUAUGGAUCAUGAUUACAUAUGUGAAGUGAAAUCUGAAAAAAAACACUUCUAUGUUGGAAGCAGCAUUCUGUGCAAGGUAUGUUUUCAACAUAUAAAAAGAAAUAUUUUUAAUGCUGAAUAUUUUCAGUCAUAGUAAGCUUUAAGGUAUCACUUAUCUUUGGGGGACCGCAGUGGCUGAGUGGUUAAGGCAUCUGACACUCUGCUAUCACUAGCCCUCCACCACUGGGUAGCAGGUUUAAGGCCUACA